This is a messenger RNA of Bathycoccus prasinos, 3537 nucleotides long. RefSeq names its product beta-galactosidase. The coding region runs from base 1 to 3537 and encodes 1178 amino acids. Gene Ontology annotation, cellular component: beta-galactosidase complex. The record is from RefSeq and is a predicted model, not a curated record. Gene Ontology annotation, biological process: lactose catabolic process. Lineage: Eukaryota; Viridiplantae; Chlorophyta; Mamiellophyceae; Mamiellales; Bathycoccaceae. Gene Ontology annotation, molecular function: beta-galactosidase activity; carbohydrate binding. The transcript has 2 exons.
AUGUCAUUCUAUACUGCCAUCAAUAUAUUUGGAAUUUCUCAAUUUGUUCGUUUCUACACAAAUUGGGCGUGGCGAUUGCACGGUUACAAUAAAAUAAUUUUUUUCUUUGAAAGAAUUUAUGAUACAUUCUUCAACUUAUACUGGCGACAGUCUGCGUCAGUACCUGAGUCUUAUGAUUGGGAGAACCAGACAGUUGUUGCAAGGAACAGAGAAAACUCUCAUACGCCCCUGUAUGCCUUUUCUGGUCCAUCUGAAGCUCAAACUUUCUGGAAAUCGGGAGGAAGCUAUUCUGCGAGGAGAAAAUUAUCAAAUUCAAUAUCAAUGAAUGGGUUAUGGAGCUUUAUACUUGUAAAUUCUCCUCAGGAAAUACCAUAUAAGUUUUAUGAAGGGAAUGACAUUCCAGAAGGCUGGGAUAACAUUAACAUUCCGUCGAAUUGGGAAUGUCAAGGUUAUGAUGUUCCAAUUUAUACCAAUUUUACAUAUCCUUUUCCGUUGGAUCCACCAUUCAUCCAUCGUGAAGGAGUAUGGAGCACACCGAAUAAUUCAUUUGGAUCGGAGAAAAGUUCAACUAGUUUGUUAAAAGAGUGGAAUUGGGAUACAUCUAAAGUGGAUGAGAGUACAAGACAAAAUCCAACUGGUUGUUUCCAAAGCACUUUUGAGAUACCCGAAAAUUGGACUGCUAACGGAAGUAGAACAUUUAUUGUUUUCGAGGGGGUCGACUCGGCAUUUUAUAUUUGGGUUAACGGGAACUUUACAGGGUAUUCACAAGAUAGUCGCUUGCCUGCAGAAUUUGAUGUAACAGAUAGUCUGAAAUCAGGCAAAAACAUCUUUGCAGUACAAGUUAUGAGAUGGUGUGAUGGUAGUUAUCUUGAAGAUCAAGAUCAAUGGUGGUUAAGUGGGAUAUAUCGUGAUGUUUUUUUAUAUAACAAACCGGCUUUACACAUAGCUGACUUUGUUUAUACAACGACUGUUCCUCAUAAAAUUCCAAAGAAUAAAGCUGAAAUUGAAAUUCUUGUACAAUUAAACGACUGUCGCAGGCCAGAUUCUAUAAUGGAAAGAGGUAGUGUAAUUGAUUGCAAUGCAACAAUUUAUGAUGAUAAGAAUGCUCUGGUUUGCUCCGCUGAGCUAGAAGUCAGUGAACUCAAGGAAGCCGUUGAUUAUGGAUGUAAUCUUCGAGAUUCGAUAUCGAUUAGGAAGAAACACAUACUACGUUGUAGAAUAGUGCUCGACAACCCCUCUUUAUGGUCUGCAGAAAUCCCGUACUUGUAUGUACUCAUGAUAUCAUUAAGUUUUGCGGGCGAAAUAAUCGAUUGCGAAGCAUGCAGGCUGGGUAUUCGCACGAUUGAAGUAGGUCAUAAACUAUUUCGUUUGAAUCGUGUCCCAAUUAUAUUUCAAGGUGUGAAUAGACACGAACACUGUCCUGCAAGAGGAAAAGCAAUCAGUGAAGCGAUGAUGCUGAAAGAUGUAAAAUUGAUGAAGCAAUAUAAUUUCAAUGCAGUACGGGCUGCUCAUUAUCCUAAUCACCCCCAUUUCUAUGAUUUAUGUGAUGAGUACGGUCUCUAUGUAGUAGAUGAGUCAAAUAUAGAAACUCAUGGAUUCCAGAUACUUAUGCAUUCGACGCCAUACUUAUCUAAUGACGAGUCUUGGUACGGUGCUUUUCUUUCUAGAACUUCCAGAAUGGUUCAGCGAGAUAGAAAUCAUCCCUCAGUAAUAAUCUGGUCUUUAGGGAAUGAAUCAGGUUGUGGGAGAAGCCAUGAAAAAAUUUCACAGUGGGCUCGCAGUUAUGACUCAACACGUCCUUUGAUGUAUGAGGGUGGAGGCGCACGAACUUCAUGUACUGAUAUCAUUUGUCCUAUGUAUGCACGAGUAGAGUCGUGUCUACAUAUGAGCGCUUUGGAAUGCAAAAACAGACCUGUAGUUUUGUGUGAAUAUUCUCAUGCAAUGGGAAAUAGUAAUGGUGGUCUUCAGGAAUAUUGGAAGUGUUUCAGACAAACCAAUUCAGUACAGGGUGGAUUCAUUUGGGAUCUUAUUGAUCAAGGACUAAGUGGUGAACAGCGAAGUGGUAAAUCUUGGAACUAUGGCGGUGAUUAUGGAGAUAGCCCAAAUGAUGCACAGUUCUGUAUAAAUGGAUUGCUAUUCCCAGAUAGAUCACCCCACCCUUCUAUUCAUGAAGUAAAGUACCUGCAACAACCAGUCGAAUUUUCAGUUGACUUUGAGAGUGGAAAUCUGAAAAUCAGAAACAAUUUUUCUUUUAUGAGACUUGAUGUUUUUAAUAUACUAUGGAAAGUAAAAUUUGACAAUGAAAGAAAAGCUAUCUCAGGUAUUUUAAAUUUACCUGCAGUGUCGGCUAAUUCAGAGUGCGUCAUUCCAUGGAGACAAGAACUGCCAAAUCUAGGAAGCAUCGCAGAAAGUCUUCAAUUUAAGGAGUGUUGGAUCGAAUUCUUCGUAGUGUUGAAAGAGUCGUCGUCGUGGGCUCCAAAGGGCCACAUAAUUGCUCAGGAACAAAUUUUAAUGCCCCGUAGCAAUAAGCCGGAAACCAAAAAAAAAGUAGUGCUAUCAGCAGAAAAAUAUAAGUUGCAAAUCGUGCAUGAAAAUUACGAUAUUCUUACUAUAGAAAGUUCUUCGGGUAUGCGUGUCGGAUUUUUUAAAUCUGGAGAGAAGUUUGGAUGCAUUUCCCAGAUUUAUAUGAAUGACAAGAUGCUUGUAUGUUCUGGACCCUCUCCAAACUUUCUACGCGCCCCUAUUGAUAAUGAUUAUGGGGGAGAAGUAUUCUCAUAUGUAAAUCGAUGGAGAAAUGCUGAAAUUGAAAGUUUUGUUUUGGCUAGAAAUACAAAUACUUCGGGUAUGAAUUAUUCGUUUGAUUCAAAUGGAAUUUUCAAUAUUAGCUUUCAGUGUUGGAUAGUGCGUAGGGGUGAUAAAUCAAAUACUAAAAUGAACUUAGUGAUGGAAUACAGUGUAAAACCUUCCGGUAUAAUUUUUUUAGAUGUUUCCAUCCAAAAAGUUGCAAGUCUCCCACCACUCGCUCGAGUCGGUCUUUCCAUGACGUGUUCUGAUGAACUUCAAGGAAUCGAAUGGUUUGGUAGAGGAAAACACGAGUGCUAUUCAGACAGAAAAGCAUCUGCAUUUGUUGAUAGAUAUAGUAGCACGGUCGAGGAACUCCAUGUUCCUUACAUAUUUCCUAGUGAAAAUGGCGGUCGAUCAGAUGUCCGUUGGCUUACACUGCGUCCCAUAUGCGAUAAGACACAUGGGAUAUUUGUAUCCGCACGAAGUCAAUCCCUCUUUCAAAUGUCAAUCUCAAACUACACAAUAGAAGAACUCACAAGGGCUAAACAUCAGGACGAUUUAGUGAAAAGUAAAUAUGUUGAGGUUCACCUUGAUCAUCUCCAUAUGGGUCUUGGCGGUGAUGAUAGUUGGAGUCCUUCUGUGCACAAAGAUGCCCUUAUUGACGAUUCGGGGUGGAAGUUUGGUCUUGUACUUACUCCUAUACAUUCUCAGAUUGACGCGAGUGAUUUGUAUUGCUUAGUUGAUGGGUCAUAA